AUGGCCUCACAUUGGAACACGUACGGUGGCGAGGCCUCUGGCCAGAGCCCACCGCUACCGCCAAGACCUCAACAACAACAACAGCGACAGCAACAACAAACACAACAACCCUUUUAUCCACCGCCACCUUCGGCACCGACCCAGUACAACCAGUAUGGCAGCGCACCCAAUCAGUACGGCAGCACGCCUUACCAGACUACCCCCCCGCCUAGUCCGGGCAUGCGUGACCGUCUGUACCAGCUGAGCAUAAAGGCCGGUGGGCCGAUCAACCGGCUCACCCACAAGCUGGGCUCCGAGGCAUUCUGGCCGUCGUCCCUCGACCAGGAGAGCAACAAGGCAGCUCGGAUACUGAGGUCGUUUUGUCACGACGGCUUCUACACGGACAGGCCGGAGGAUGGUGCGGCGCCUGGGCCCAAGGGCAAGCCGACCAAGACGCUGGUCAAGAUCCCGGCCUCCGUGAUCCGGUCGGCCGCCGGUCUGGCCAUUUUCACCACCUUCCGCAGCGCUCUGCACCUCUCCGGUGCCGGUGGCUCUGGCAUCGUGGUCGCCCGUCUGCCAGACGGCAGCUGGUCGCCGCCCUCGGGCUUCCUCGUCCAUACACUAGGCGCUGGCUUCAUGAUCGGCCUCGACAUCUACGACUGCGUCUGUGUACUGCGCACUCCGGCUGCCGUGCAGGCCUUCACGCACCCACGCCUGUCGCUCGGCGGCGAGAUCGGCCUCGUGGCCGGGCCUGUCGGUGCUGGCGGCGCCGUGGAGGCUGCUCUCGCCAAGGCUGGCGCUAGGCCCAUCUUCUGCUACAUGAAGAGCCGCGGCCUCUAUGUCGGCAUCCAGGCCGACGGCACCAUCAUCGUCGGCCGUCCCGAUGCUAACGCUGAGUUCUACGGCCAGCGCGGAAUCUCCGUCGACCAGAUCCUUUCUGGCCGCGUGCCCUGGCCGCAGCAGCCGCCGUCUGGCUUUGCUGUCAAUAGCACCGGGGCUUCCACCAUCCCCCCUUGGCCAGUUGCUGUCCGCCAGCUCAUGGAGGUCCUCAAGGCCGCAGAGGGCCGCCAGGACAUCGACUACGGCCUGCUGCGGGAUGUCGGCGCUGGCCCCACGCCAGGUGAUCUCGGCCUGGCCGAUUCAGACCACUACGAACAUCCUCCUGCUGGCGAGUACAAGGGCAGAUGGGCUUGA
Molecule: messenger RNA, 1173 nt
Organism: Grosmannia clavigera kw1407
Lineage: Eukaryota; Fungi; Ascomycota; Sordariomycetes; Ophiostomatales; Ophiostomataceae
Product: duf500 domain containing protein
Exons: 2
Coding region: 1-1173 (390 amino acids)
Molecular function (GO): phosphatidylinositol binding
Source: RefSeq, a predicted model, not a curated record